Messenger RNA from Nelumbo nucifera (sacred lotus), 692 nucleotides. RefSeq lists its product as uncharacterized. Lineage: Eukaryota; Viridiplantae; Streptophyta; Magnoliopsida; Proteales; Nelumbonaceae. The record is from RefSeq and is a predicted model, not a curated record.
UGUGCAAUUUAGCAUGGAGCCGUCGACAAGUGUCUGGUUUUUCAGGCUGGAACUCGGAAGUUCACUUUCCUGUUUCUCUUCUCGCACUCAUUUGAGAAGGUAUUUAUAGAAAGAACACUAAAGAGAGAGCUCUCAGAAGCCCUAGUUUAACAUCUCUUUCUUUCCAAUAAGAUCCAAGGAAAGAAGGACUAGUCACCUGAAUAAGGAUUUGAAAUAUGUCGGCACUCUUCAAUUUCCAUUCGUUUCUGACAGUGGUGUUGUUAGUAAUAUGCACAUGCACUUACGUGAAGAUGCAGUUCCCAACCAUCCUCGAGCAGAAAACUGGGUUUCGAGGUUUCUUCUGGAAAGCAGCAAGAAUAGGUGAACGUUUGAGCCCUUGGGUAGCUGUGGGCUGCUUUACGAUGGGUAUCUCAAUAAUAUUUUCCUGAGCAUUGAGGUUAUUAAUCUCUAUUCUUGACUAGCUUCAUCAAUCCCGCGGGAGCAGCAGAUGCCACACCCUUUGAUGUUAUCCGAUUGUUUUGAUAAAUAAGCUAAUGAUAAGUCCUAUUUACAAAUGCUCUUGGCAGUGUCUGUUGAGUGAUAUUGUGUGCUUUUGCAAAUUAAAAAGGAAAAAAAAAAAAAGAAAAGCGAUGGGAAAUUUGCUUGUUGGUGGUGACUCUAUUUCCACAAAGAUGUUGGUCGUUGAUUUUUCA